This is a messenger RNA of Naegleria gruberi, 1911 nucleotides long. RefSeq lists its product as uncharacterized. Gene Ontology annotation, molecular function: malate dehydrogenase (decarboxylating) (NAD+) activity; NAD binding. Gene Ontology annotation, cellular component: mitochondrion. Gene Ontology annotation, biological process: pyruvate metabolic process; malate metabolic process. Bases 1 to 1911 code for a protein of 636 amino acids. Lineage: Eukaryota; Heterolobosea; Eutetramitea; Acrasida; Naegleriidae. The transcript has 4 exons. The record is from RefSeq and is a predicted model, not a curated record.
AUGUCCAAGCCUUCACCACCAUCAUGCAAGUGGAGAUCAACAACACAAAAAAAAGAAAAAAUGCAAAAGAUUGGUUCAAAUAUUAAGAAAAUUAAGAAGGGUUAUUCAUCAUCCAACCCCCUUAGAAAUUGUAUUAAUAAUACUCAACAUUGUUCUUAUUCCGAUUAUCAAUCUCAUCAUUCAUUUUCUAAAGAUGUUAUAUUUACUAAUGAAAGUGGUAUUGAUGUAAUGAAUAAUGGAUUAUUAAAUAAGGGAACAUCAUUUAGUAAAACAGAACGUGAUAGAUUAGGUAUUAGAGGGUUAAUUCCACCAACAGUUUCAAAUAUAGAUACUCAAUUAAUGAGAUUAAAAGAAAGAUUUAGUACCAUUCAAACAGAUAUUGAAAAGUAUCAAUUUUGUACACAAUUACAUGAUCGUAAUGAGACUUUAUUUUACUAUUUUAUUGUAAAUAAUAUUAAGGAAUUAGCUCCAAUUAUUUAUACACCAACUGUUGGAAAGGCUUGUGAAAACUUUUCACAUAUUUUCCGUAAACCAAGAGGAAUGUUCUUUUCAACUUUAGAUAAAGGUGAAAUGAAAUCAAUGGUUUAUAAUUGGCCAGUUGAAGAAGUUGAUGUUAUAGUUGUAACUGAUGGUGGUAGAAUUUUAGGUUUAGGUGAUUUGGGUGCUAAUGGUGAUGGUAUUCCAAUUGGUAAAUUAUCUUUAUACGUUGCUGCAGGUGGUAUUAAUCCAGGAAGAGUUUUACCUGUUUUAUUGGAUGUUGGUACAAAUAAUGAAAAGUUAUUUAAUGAUCCAUUAUAUUUAGGAUUGAGACAAAAGAGAUUAACAGGACCUGAAUAUUAUGAACUAGUUGAGGAAUGGGUAGAUGCCAUAGUUUCAAGAUGGCCAAAUGUAUUAAUUCAAUGGGAAGAUUUUUCAAGUGAUAAAGCAGAUGCACUCUUACAAAAAUAUCGUGAUAGAAUUUUAUGUUUCAAUGAUGAUAUUCAAGGAACUGCAAGUGUUAUUCUAUCAGGUGUUUUAAAUUGUUUAAGAGCUACUGGUCAAUCAUUUUCAGAUAUAACAAAACAAAAGAUUUUAAUUGUUGGUUCAGGUGCUGCUGGAAUGGGUGUUGUUUCUGGUUUGAAAGAAGCAAUGAAAAGAGAAGGUUUAACUGAAGAAGAAGCAUUGAAGAAUUUUUAUAUUGUUGAUAAAGAUGGUUUAUUAACAAGUGAAAGAUUAAAUGAAAUGGGAUCAACAUUAUCUGAUACUGCAAAAAUGUUUGCUUAUGCUAGAAAUGAUAUGAAAGAAGGAUCAUCACUACUUGAUGUUGUAAAACAAGCUGAACCAGAUAUUUUAUUAGGAAUGUCAAGUCAACCUGGAUUAUUCUGUGAAGAAGUAUUAACAUAUUUUAAUUCAGCAUGUAAGAGAAAGGGAAAGACACCAAUUGUAUUCCCACUUUCAAAUCCAACAUCUAAGGCAGAAUGUACAGCUGAAUCAGUAUUUAAAAUAACAGAUGGAAAUGCUAUUUUUGCAAGUGGAUCACCAUUUAAUCCUGUACCAUUACCUAAUGGACAAGUUAUUCAAACAUCACAAGCAAAUAAUAUGUUUGCUUAUCCAGGUGUUGGUUUAGCUGCUGUUUUAUCAGGAUGUAAUACUAUAUCAGAUAAUAUGUUUUAUGCUGCUUCUAAAUCACUUGCUGCAACUGUUUCAGAUGAAGCAUUGAAGAGAAAGGAAAUUUAUCCACAUGUUGAAGAUAUUAGAGAAGUUAGUAAGAAGGUUGCAAUUGGUGUAAUGAGACAAGCAUAUUAUGAAGGUAAUGCAAAGAAACUUAAACAUUUACCAAAGGAAUUUAUUGAUUCUGAUAUUGAAAUGGAUAAAUAUGUAUCAACAAGAAUGUGGACUCCAAAAUAUGUACCAAUUGUCGUAAAGGAUUAA